Molecule: messenger RNA, 3621 nt
Organism: Penicillium verrucosum
Lineage: Eukaryota; Fungi; Ascomycota; Eurotiomycetes; Eurotiales; Aspergillaceae
Exons: 7
Coding region: 1-3621 (1206 amino acids)
Source: RefSeq, a predicted model, not a curated record
AUGUCUUUGAAUGGGCUCGAUACUGCCCCCGUCCUUGAAGCAUACCAAAGUGCCUUGGCCGAUGCGGGCGGGUGGUUUCUACUACAUUACAUCGCAAGAGAUGAGGUUGCCCUUCAUGAACGAGGCACCGGCGGGGUGCCCGAGAUCCGGAAUGCCAUUGAGGGCUACGAGGAAUGCUCGCCCCUCUAUGGCUUCCUUCAAUACCGGCGCAGAAAAGUGAUCAUCCGUUACAUGCCGGAGGGGUUAUCCCGGCUCAUACUAGCCCGAAGCAAUGUCCAAUUCCAGUCUGUCACCGACAAGUUCACCCCAAACGACACCGUACUGCCUCUAUCCAAAGCCUCCGAUCUCACCGAAAGCGCCUUGUCCUCCGCCUGUCUCCUCCAUACCGCUUCGACCUCAAUUACCUCUUCUUCGAGUUCUCUUCGCCGCCGUCGGCUGAUGGAAAUCACCGAAGAUGCCGAGGAAAAUGGGGCAAAAGAUGAGGCUCCGAAACCAAUCCCACCUCCCCAGUCGGAGGCCCGACACAGACCAAGGAGCGUUAAGUCGGAAGCUACCCUCGUGCCGUCACCAAUUGAACCCCCCGGCCCCGUUGAACCAGAACUAUCCCCGAUUUCACCAGAACGCGAAAAGGCAUCAGUCGAUCUCAUGCCACCUCCAUCCCGGGCGAGCUCCAGAGCCACAAUCUCUCGAGGAAGUCCCAUCGAACCACAAUCAGCAACAAUGUCCCCCAAAUCCAUAAAAUCAGAUCGCUCGCGAUCUAGUUCCAGGUACCGAACAAUCUUGGAUGAAUUCCCACGUCCUUCGGAAGAGGCCCGGCUGUCCACCCAAUCCAGCCGCCCCUCACUCCGAGAUUUGGAACGGGCCGCGGGAUAUACCCCAAAGGUUAAGUUGGGACCCCGACCGUCCGUGGAUAGCAGUGGAAGACCCCGUACAUCAGGCAGUUCUCGGAAUGUAGACCAGCGCCCCGUUGCCUCCUUGCCGACAAAUAUGCGCACUUCUUCUUCGUGUCCCGCCAGUCCCACCUUUGCUGGUCCCACCCCCUCCAUUCCUAUUUCGAGACCUCAACUUUCCCCUGGCGCAAAAUCUCUUGGCGCGUUGUCGACCUCCUCAGGAUUAACCCCUGAGAAAGAACGUUUGAUGAAGGCUUUGCAGCAAAGGAAAAAGAAUAUGGCCAAGCGUGCGGAGGAAACGAAGAAGAAGCAAGUCUCGGAGGAAGGAGAGCUCAAACCAGUGAAGGAAAUUGCCAAGGAUAUGGAUGAGGAUAAAGAAAAUCUCAUACAGAUUCAAUAUCCUGAUUCUGAAAUGCUGCUGUCGGAGCCGGAGACAAUUCAACAAGAUCAACAGGAGCUUCCUUCGGCCAUGUCACCCGUGCCUCUUGAGGUCGCCCCUGAGCCUCUUGCUGAAUCUAUUCCUGAACCUGCCUUCGAACCUGUUCAUGACCCCACUCUUGAAAUUGCCCCUGCGCCUGUUCCUGACACCGUUUUUGAAUCCGCUCCUGGGCCUGUUGAGGCAGUUGCUGAGCGCAUUCCCGAACUUGCUCCUGGGCCUGUUAACCCAACGUCCGAGGCUGUCCUCGCGCCUGCAUUCGAGCCUGUUCAUGAUUCCAGUCUUGAACUUUCCCGCGAAUCCGUCCCUGACGCCAUUGUUGAAUCCGCUCCCGAGCCUGUAGAGGCAUUUGCUGAGCCCCUUUCUGAACUUACUCCUAAGCCCGUUGAGAAUUCCGAGGCUGUCCUCGAACCAGCCGAACCAGCCGCCGAACCAAUUGUUGAGUCUGCUAUGACGCCUGAACUAGAGCAGCCUUCGGAGCCUCUUGAGGCUGAAUCAGAACAGAUCGCUGAUCUGCCUCGUGCUAACGCCAAUGAUGGGUCCUUGCAUAUGGGCGUAGGUGCCGAAAGUCCUGUCACAGCCGAUUGCGCUGCCACCCCUUCAGAGACUGUCAAGGCAGAAACGCUGCAGACACCCCCUGAAGAUGAAACACGCACUGAGCAUGAGGGCUCCGCAAUCCCUGGUCUCGCCCCACCUACCUUUAAUCUUGGUGUUCCCCUCCAAACUGAGGCUUUAGUUGCAGAUGUGCCAACUGACGAGCCUUCUGAGGUGGUUAUCUCAUCAGAGGUCCUUGAGGCGGUUCCUCCUUCCUCCGCCUCCUCUAUUACUCCUCCAGAAAGCACUGGCACGGAAACCCCAACCGCCCCCGUUUUUGUCUCAAUCGAGGCGGAUGAGCCAACCCCUGAUCACCCAAUUUCCGAGAAAGCCGAGCCUCUUACCCUGGAUCAGAGGCGCAGGGUCCACCUGGAGCCUAUUCAAGUGCCCACCCUAGAGUUCUCGGACGACGACAACCUCCUUUCCGACGAUUCAUUCAUGGAGGAAUUGACCUCAGCUACUGUUCAGGAGGCCAGACCAGUAUCUGUGAAAUCUCCCAACGGCGUCGAUCACACCUGGAGGAAUUCACGCGCCGUCUCUAGCCCAUUCUCAAUGGGAUCGCCGUCGGGUAUGCAAGCUCUCACAGUGGGCCGGUCCAUUUCUAGCUCUCACUCUGAAAAUGGCCCGCCUACGCCGGUCCUCAUGGCCAAGAAGAUCAACGUCUCCUCUGGAAUUUCCAGUCGUAUCAAGGCUCUUGAAAAGUUCUCGAGCCGCGAAGGCACUCCCUUGGGUGCGAGUCCGGCGGUAGGUGGACCAUCAGCCUCCUCGUCUUUCGAGAACCUUCGCAAACGCGGAUCUAUCUCGUUGCCCGGUGGGAACCACGAAAGCACUCCACCGAGCACAAUGAAUUCUGCUCACGUCCCCGCCAACUUUACCCGUGCGCCGAGCUUGAGUCGACACAACCGUCAGGUCCCGUAUCGUGCGCGAUGCAGAUAUCUCCCCGGGUCUUCCGGACUUGAGCCCUCGGAGUCCGAUGUUGUCAAGCUUCAGGCUAGUCCUUUGACUGUGGAGCAUGAGACAGCCGAGGCGCCACUUCCUCCGGUAUCGUCCAUCGAGCCUGCCAGCCUUCCCCAGGACCGAAGCCCAUCAAUGUCAUCUACUACAUCUAGUCGCCAAGCGACGUCUCGUCCCGACAGCCGUCCCUCUCUCUCCUCGCGCUCCAGGACCGACGACAGCGUCCAAUCCGCCUCUUCCAUAUCCGAAGAUAAGAAGAUAUCUCGCACCUCGCGACUCAUGCGCCGUAUGUCAUCGAUCACAUCCAACUCUCGCCGCAGCAUUGUCGGAGCCCUUAGCUCUCCAGUCAAGGAAGAGGAGCAUGUUCCCGCCCUCACAAAUGGGUCUAGUAAGGCUCCAGGGUCUACUAGCUCGCGUACUUCAGAACCCAUUGACAUUGGCGAAGUAAACGUCCAGUUCCCAGAAACUCUUCUGUGGAAGCGUCGGGUCAUGCGCAUCGAUGAACAGGGAUACGUUGUUCUCACGCCUGGCACCAACGAUGCCACCACCCGCAACAUGACUAAACGUUACCAUCUCACUGAGUUCCGCACUCCUUGUCUUCCCGAUGAAGACAUGCAGGAAUUGCCCAACACCAUCUUGCUCGACUUCCUAGAUGGAAAUACGCUUCAGUGUGCUUGCGAAUCCAGACAGGGACAAGCUUCUGCUCUUCAGACUCUCACCGAGGCUCACAGUGCCCACCAGCAAUAA